CGUUCAGCCGGCCAUAGACGCAGACACAAUAGAAACUGAAUUCCUGGUUGAUCUGGUUUCAAGCAGAUGCCGUGUGAAUGCCUUUUCCUCUCUCACUUACAAACAACACUAUCCAUUCAUUCCUUUUAAAGGGACGCAAUAUAGAAACUGAAUUCCGUUUUUUCAAGAGACUUCUUGAGCUUUUCAGUUAACUUCCUAAACAUAUUUACCAAUAUAUAUUUCCGAUGGAUUUUGGCACGGGAAGCACCUCUUCAUCUUUUCCAUCGACUACCUUUGGAUACACAUACGAUGUCUUUCUCAGUUUUAGAGGCGAGGAUACCCGCAAUAAUUUUGUAGGCCAUCUAUAUACUGCGUUAGAUAAUAAAGGCAUAUAUACCUUUAAAGACGACGAAAAACUUCAACGAGGAACAAUCAUUAAGUCUGAACUCUUUAAAGCAAUAGAAGAAUCCAGAUUUGCUGUCGUAAUUCUAUCAAAAGAUUAUGCUUCAUCAAGCUGGUGCUUGAUUGAAUUAGCAAAAAUUAUUGAGUGCAUGGAAAAAACAGGGCUGACAGUUUUGCCUGUUUUUCACUAUGUGGAUCCAAGUGAUGUACGACAUUUGAGGGGUUUUUUAAAAAAAGCCUUUGCUGAACAUAGUGUUCGUUUCAAGGAUAAGAAAGAUGAAGUGAAGAACUGGAGAGCUGCUUUGGUAAAAGUUGCCGAAAUUGCUGGAUGGGACUUACGUGAUAGCUCCAAGUACGUGACUAACCAGUCGAUACAAGGAACCUAGUACGUGACUACCACACCAACUUGAGAAAGAUGUCAGCUGCAAAGUUCUUUAGUUCAUCCACAUGAUGAAGAUCAAGAGGCUCCUUAGUUACAAAACCCUUGGUGCAAAGACGCAGCAGCUUCUACAAGAAAAAGAUGAA
Molecule: messenger RNA, 906 nt
Organism: Quercus lobata
Lineage: Eukaryota; Viridiplantae; Streptophyta; Magnoliopsida; Fagales; Fagaceae
Product: toll/interleukin-1 receptor-like protein
Exons: 3
Coding region: 225-767 (180 amino acids)
Biological process (GO): signal transduction
Source: RefSeq, a predicted model, not a curated record